Cladocopium goreaui is the source of this 3420-nucleotide messenger RNA. NCBI's taxonomy places the organism in Eukaryota, Dinophyceae, Suessiales, Symbiodiniaceae. The record is from the annotation of a GenBank genome assembly.
AAACCAGUGAGAAACAAGAUGCGACAAAGGGGACACCACAAAGUGAACCCAAAAUUACCGCCUCAAAGCAAUGGGGAGUUCAUGCUCUAAACGGACGGAUGGAAGUCCAAGGUCAACGCACAUUCAAGAGUUUGGGAUUCGCUUUGCGGCAAAAGCAAGCUGAAUUUGAUGCAAGGAGAUACUCUGCCACUGCAUGGCCAAGCCCAAGUACCGUGAAGGUAGAGCCCAACAGAGGCCAGGCCAAGCUCUCAUACAGCAGUUGAGGUCAUUGGAGAGUUCUGCAAAUGUGAGCAAGGUUUUAACGACACUUCGACGAAAGGGCAGCCUGUUGCAUCCAGAGGAUGUCCGAGUGGCCAUUCUGUGCCUUGGGGAUGAAGGCUUUUGGCAGGAAGGUUUGCAGCUCCUGCACGCCAAGUUGAGAGCACCUUACACACGAACACCAAGGAUGUACAGCGCUGCUGCGACCAUCCUGGAUGACCAAUGGGCCCUAGUUUUCCAGCUUCUCAAGGAUGCACGGCAAGAAGGGGCGCUCGAUGUACAGGUCCUCAACAGUGCCAUGGCCACCCUGAACAAAGCCAACUUGCCGGAGCUUGCCACGACUAUAUUUCACUCUGCGGAUGAGCUUGAAGUGGAAAUGAACACCUGCUCAUUUAAUACAGCCAUUCAAAGCCAAAGCCUUGCUGGGAACUGGCCGAAGGCAGUCGGACUGCUCAAGGCAAUGUGGCGAGAGUUGGCAAUGCCAGACAUUAUCAGUUACAACACCGCCAUUUGGGCAUCCGCCAGUGACGGUAGUUGGGAAGUGGCACUGGAGCUGUUGCGAGAAGUUUGGCUAGAAGGCUUGCCAGUGUCGAUCUCCACAUUCACAGGAGCUAUUUUGGCAUGUGCACGGUCUGGCCAGUGGCAACGUGCCCUGCUUCUUCUAGCGGAUGCACGGACACAGCUAUUGCCACCUGAUGUGCCAUCCCAUGCAGCUGCAAUCCACGCAUGCAGCGAAGCUGCAAAGUGGCAGCAGAGCCUGCUUUUGCUGACAGACAUGGCUGGACACAAGACAUGGCCUGAUCUCGUGACGUUCAACACUGCCAUUCUUUCUUGUGCUCGAGGCCAGCAAUGGAGAUGGUCCUUGCGGCUGCUCUCCGGUAUGCUGCUAGAUCAAGUUCUUCCAGAUGUCACCACGCAUAGAGCAAUGGUGGAAGCGUACACGUGUUCCUGGAAGUGGGAAGAAGCACUGGCUGCAGUUGCUGAGCUGGAAGGCUUCACUGGAAGCAGUGAUGCCCAGGGUCGAAGUUCUGCCAUGAGUGCCAUAGGAAUUUGCAGGCAGUGGCAAUGGGCUGUGCAGUUGCUUGGUGACUUGGGCUUGCAAGCAGAUGCGAUUGCCUGGAAUAGCUGUAUCAGUGCAUGUGCAGCUGCCAACCGCUGGCAACAGGCUUGCUAUUUGCAUACAAAUGCCCUUCACUUCGGAGCAACAUUGGAAGGUUUUCAAGGAGCUCUGAGAGCUUGCAGCACGCCCAAAGCAUGGCGAGCUGCUCUUGGACUUCUGGACGAGAUGGCAACUCAUCGAGUCAUUCCAAGCUUGAGAAGUCUUACUUCUGCAAUUAGCAGCUUUACCAGUGGUCAGUGGCGCCAUGUGUUGGCACUCAGUGGACAGCUUGGGAAGCCAGAUGCAAUUCUCCAGACCAAAGUCCUGUCUGAAGUGGGAAAGAGCAACUGGCCUUUGGCACUGUGCCUGCUUCAAGGUGAUGACACUGCAGAACUUGGGAGUGCGACAGGCUGUGCUGAGGCCGUAGCGGUCGCGGAAGCUGCCAAUGCUGGUGUGGAGGGAAGAGUGUGGCUACAAAAAGCUCAAGGAUGCCUCCAAAGCUGCAUAGGUGGGAAUUGGGACUCCCAGGAAGCAGUGAUAGCAUCAGAACUCCUGUUGGAGUACGACCAUUUUGACUACCGGGAGCAGCGUGCUCUAGGCAGAAGAAUGGUGCAGCCGGUGAUUUCACCACUUUUUGCACUGAAGGCCACUGAAAUCGAAGCGGAGGAGGAGUUCAUUUUCCCAAGGAGCAGCAGGCUUUGGAUCAACCUUCCAAAAAUAAGGAGUAAAGGGGCAGCCAUUUGGAAGAGAAGGUACCUGGAAGAGAUGGCUUCACCCAAAUCUAAGACUUCUCUUGAACUGUCUGAUUUGGUGCGUGGGCACUUCAGCUUGGGCUCCCAUGGAACCCAUGAAGUACUUGCGAAGGCGGGUAUGGCAAGUUCUGAUGGCUGGCUCCUCUUUGCAAGGCAAACCACGAGAGGGGUGCUCUCGGGUGCGGAGGCCGCUCAAUGGCCCACACACAUCUCGCUUUCACUGAACUGGUGUGGGGCGAGGCAGCUUGUAGGCCAAAGCAGUGAAAAUGUGGAUAUGGAGGAGUUGCCUGCCACCUUCUCGAGUUUCUCCACGCACUCUGAGCGGCAAGGCCUUUUGCUUGUGCUCAAGCGCUUAAGGGCUGCAAGGCAUGCUACCAGCUGCAUCACUCCGCUGCAGCCCCGAGACGAUGACCACAAUGACCUUUGGCUUCGGGACGAACUGGACCAAUGGGACCAACAGGACCAACGGGACCAGGACCGAAAGCUGCAACGGCCUCUUGAUGCCAAAGCCUUCGAUGUGCGACGGCCAAAAGCUUCCACAGCCCCAGCAUCGAAGGCAUCGAGGGCAAAGGCAGCCACGGCAGCCACGGCAGCCACGGCACCUGGGCGCAGCCGUGCUGAGGUCGAUGCAUUGAUCCGGGCUGAGGCGGCAGAUGCAGAAUUCAAAGCACAGGAGCUCUUGGAGCGUUUUGCCGUGAAGAUGGAGGGAGAUGCGCGGCAAUGGCUCCAACUGGCCAAGGAAGCUCUUGAAAUCGCGAGUCGUGGACGAAGUCGGGCUGCCGCUGCAGCCUCUGCCAUUGUCGCAGUUCAACGAGCGGUGGGAGCUUCAUCUGAUGUCAAAAAAGCACAAAAGGAAGCAUCUGAUGCUGUGAGAGCACUUGGCGAUGCCUUGGUUUGGCGCUGCCAGGAAGUGUCUCCACAGAGAUCCAGAAGUGGCUUCAAACAGACAAUGGAAGAGGCAAUUGGUGGACCUCUGACGCAAGCUGAGUGGGCCCGAUACUUUUACACCCACAAGGUGGUGGUCGCCAAGAAGUUCCCAGAGCUGGACUUCAAGGCUCCAGCACGCAGAGCAAGUGACGGGUGAAUGAUUUGACGCUGUGGCCACUCAAGAAGCUGGACAUACUACGGGUUUUCCCAACACGACUUUGGAGGAGGGCCAAGAGCCCGAUUGGCCAAGCUGUGUCUGCCCUGAACACUCGCCAAGGCAGUGCAAGAGAUGCUAAAAGUGUGGUUCCUGCAGGAGAAGUACCCUAACUUCGACCCUGCGGAUAACCCUAAGGAGACAGACUUCAUGAUGCAGCACUGCAGGCA